This is a messenger RNA of Rotaria sp. Silwood1, 741 nucleotides long. Lineage: Eukaryota; Metazoa; Rotifera; Eurotatoria; Philodinida; Philodinidae. The record is from the annotation of a GenBank genome assembly.
AUGGUAAGUGAAUUAGAAAAAGUAGAAAAACAAUGGAGUCUACAUGCAGAAGAUUGGAAUCAAUGGAUUGGUGAUGAUGGAGAUUCGAAUCGGAAAGAAUCAAGUGAUAUCUAUCUUUGGAAAUAUAUUGGAAAUGUUGAUGAUAAAGUUGUUCUUGAUGCUGGUUGUGGAAAUGGAUAUUUAACAAUAAAGUUUGUUCUUGAAACACGUAUUAAACGAAUAAUUGGAGUUGAUUUAUCAUCAACUAUGAUUAAGAUAGCAAAAGAAAAUAUAGAUCGACGAAUAACACGAGAUGAAGAUCAUAAUAGAAUUGAAUUGUAUCAUGAUUCCAUAACUGAAUUAAAAUCUAUUGAAAAUAAUUCCAUUGAUUUAGUUAUUGCAAAUUAUGUUCUUAUGGAUACACCUGAUCUUGAUUCAGUAAUAAAAGCAUUUGAACGUGUUCUUAAACCAUCGGGUCGUGCAAUCAUUGUCAUUCUUCAUCCAUGUUUUGAUAGUGUACCAGAAAAAAAUGGUUCUAAACGUAUUUAUACAUGGUCAAAAUCUUAUUUUGAUGAAACACCUGAGAAACAAGAAUGGGAAAAAUUUUCACUUCAUAUGUAUCAUCGAUCGUUAUCAGUGUAUUUUCAAACGUUCCACAAAUACGGUUUUACAUUAAUGGAUUUUGAUGAACCGAAAUUUUUCAGUAAAAUUCAUCAAUAUGAUUGUACUUGUGCUGUUUUAUUUCAUUUGAAAAAGAACUAA